This is a messenger RNA of Pimephales promelas (fathead minnow), 6353 nucleotides long. It is a transcript of the gene atp2a3, whose product is annotated as ATPase sarcoplasmic/endoplasmic reticulum Ca2+ transporting 3. Lineage: Eukaryota; Metazoa; Chordata; Actinopteri; Cypriniformes; Leuciscidae. Gene Ontology annotation, cellular component: membrane. The record is from RefSeq and is a predicted model, not a curated record. Gene Ontology annotation, molecular function: ATP hydrolysis activity; P-type calcium transporter activity; ATP binding. Gene Ontology annotation, biological process: calcium ion transport.
UUCCUUCAUCCACGACAAACUGCACAACGUUUUAUUCUCCUUCUCACACGGAAAUUAGUUUGGCGCAGUUGCAGUUCUCGUUUACGGCGGUUUUUCUUUUUCUCACACACACAGGUAACGCGAGCCAAUAAGCGUUCGCGAAUGGUGCUCACUGCUCAAACAAGCGCGAGCUCAUGGAAAAAGAGGCGGGAACCUCGCGCACCUUCAGACAGAGGACGCGGAGCGCGAGCACGCUCAUUCACAUCUCUCGGGCUCACUCACACAGUCACACAGUCACAACAGCUUCACGGGCUCAAACCGACGGCUUGCAGAAGGGGCAGGUGGACGUCUGCGCAGACUACCACCUCCGCUUGGCGGUCUGAAAGCACCUCGGUGGAAAUUUAGCCACUUCUCACAGCCCGUCCGUAAUCUCGGUAUCAUUUGUCACAAAUACAUGCCGUUCAAGUGCUCGUAGUAAACAGUUCCUCGAGAUGGAAAACGCCCACACUAAAUCUACAUCAGAAGUUUUAGCAAACUUCGGUGUGAACGAAAACACUGGACUCACGCUGGAACAAGUGAAAAAUAAUUUUGAAAAAUAUGGACCUAACGAGCUCCCAGCCGAAGAAGGUAAAUCACUGUGGGAGUUGGUGGUGGAGCAGUUUGAGGACCUCCUGGUGAGGAUUCUGCUGCUGGCAGCCUGCGUGUCUUUUGUGUUGGCACUGUUUGAGGAUGGGGAGGAGUCGACCACAGCUUUCGUGGAGCCUAUUGUCAUCCUGCUCAUUCUGGUGGCCAACGCAGUCAUUGGAGUCUGGCAGGAGCGGAAUGCAGAGAGCGCCAUCGAGGCUCUGAAGGAGUACGAGCCAGAGAUGGGCAAAGUUUACCGCAUGAACCGCACGGCCAUCCAGAGGAUCAAAGCUCGAGACAUUGUGCCUGGAGAUAUCGUGGAGGUUUCUGUUGGGGAUAAAGUGCCAGCAGAUAUUAGGGUCACAUCAAUCAAAUCCACCACCCUAAGAGUGGACCAGUCCAUUCUCACAGGUGAAUCUGUGUCUAUUAUCAAACACACUGAUCCUGUGCCAGAUCCUCGAGCUGUCAAUCAAGACAAAAAGAACAUGCUGUUUUCUGGCACAAACAUCGCUGCGGGUCGGGCUAUCGGUGUUGUCAUCUCCACCGGUGUUUCCACUGAAAUCGGUAAGAUCCGUAACCAGAUGGCAUCAACUGAGCAAGAGAAAACUCCGCUGCAGCAGAAGCUAGAUGAGUUCGGUCAACAGCUCUCGAAGGUCAUCUCCCUCGUCUGCAUCGCCGUUUGGGUCAUUAACAUUGGCCAUUUCGCCGACCCAGUCCAUGGCGGCUCAUGGAUCCGAGGUGCCAUCUACUACUUCAAGAUAGCUGUGGCCUUGGCAGUGGCUGCUAUUCCAGAGGGUCUUCCAGCUGUCAUCACCACCUGCCUGGCACUGGGAACCCGUCGUAUGGCCAAGAAAAACGCUAUUGUUCGUUCACUGCCCUCGGUGGAGACGCUGGGAUGCACCUCCGUUAUCUGCUCAGACAAGACUGGGACCUUGACGACCAACCAGAUGUCUGUCUGCAGGAUGUUUGUGGUUAAUAAGGCUGAUGACACCAGCUGCUCUCUGCAUGAGUUCACCAUCACCGGCUCAACCUAUGCUCCGGAGGGACAAGUGCUGAAAGCCGACAAGCCUGUCCAGUGUGGAGAUUAUGAUGGUCUAGUGGAACUGGCUACUGUCUGCUCCCUGUGCAACGACUCUUCACUGGACUAUAAUGAGGCUAAAGGAGUGUACGAGAAAGUGGGUGAGGCCACGGAAACUGCACUCACAACACUGGUUGAGAAGAUGAACGUGUUUAAAACGGAUCUCUCUGGACUGAGCAAAGUGGACCGAGCUGGAGCUUGUAACUUGAUUAUCAGAAAACUCAUGCAGAAAAAAUUCACACUGGAGUUUUCCAGAGACAGGAAGUCCAUGUCUGUGUACUGCACUCCCAAUGGCUCAAACUCUCAGAGCAAGAUGUUUGUCAAGGGUGCACCAGAGAGCGUGAUCGACCGUUGUCAAUUUGUGCGUGUUGGUAAAGACCGUGUCCCAUUGACCAUGACUGUGAAGGAGGAGCUGAUGAGCACUAUUAGAGACUGGGGGUCAGGCAGAGACACACUGCGCUGCUUGGCUUUGGCCACACGAGACGCUCCUCCUCCUGAUGACAAAAUGGACCUGGAAAACUCAGUCAAGUUCUCAGAGUAUGAGUCAAAUCUCACCUUCGUUGGCUGUGUGGGGAUGUUGGAUCCGCCCAGAAAGGAGGUGAUUGGUGCAGUGAAGCUGUGCAGUAAGGCCGGUAUACGUGUCAUCAUGAUCACCGGGGACAACAAGGGCACCGCCGUGGCCAUUUGCAAACGCAUCGGCAUUUUCAAAGAGGAUGAAGAUGUGGAAGGAAGGGCCUACACGGGUAGAGAGUUCGAUGACCUGACUCCAGAAGCCCAGCGAGAGGCUGUGAAAAGGGCACGGUGCUUCGCCCGUGUCGAGCCUGCACACAAGACAAAGAUUGUUGCUUAUCUACAGUCCUUUGAUGAGAUCACAGCCAUGACUGGAGAUGGCGUGAAUGAUGCCCCUGCCUUAAAAAAGGCGGAAAUUGGCAUCGCCAUGGGCUCAGGCACCGCUGUAGCCAAGUCAGCCUCCGAGAUGGUGCUCUCUGAUGAUAACUUCUCCACCAUCGUGGCCGCAGUGGAGGAGGGACGAGCCAUCUACAACAACAUGAAGCAGUUUAUCCGUUACCUCAUCUCCUCCAACGUGGGAGAAGUGGUGUGUAUUUUCCUGACAGCCAUCCUUGGCCUGCCUGAGGCUUUGAUCCCUGUCCAGCUGUUGUGGGUGAACCUGGUAACGGAUGGUCUGCCGGCCACUGCCCUGGGCUUCAAUCCCCCUGACCUGGACAUCAUGGACAAGCCCCCCCGAAAUCCUAAGGAGUCUCUUAUCUCCGGCUGGCUCUUCUUCAGAUACCUGGCCAUCGGAGGAUAUGUGGGUCUAGGUACUGUCAGUGCUGCUACCUGGUGGUAUUUGUAUGAUGAGGAGGGGCCACAGGUGUCCUUUUAUCAGCUGCGUCACUUCAUGCAGUGUACAGAAGACAACCCCAUGUUUGAGGGCAUUAACUGUGAGGUCUUUGAGUCACGCUACCCCACCACCAUGGCUCUCUCUGUGCUUGUUACCAUAGAGAUGUUCAACUCUCUUAACAGUCUGUCCGAGAAUCAGUCUCUGCUAAGGAUGCCACCCUGGGUGAAUAUAUGGCUGCUGGGAGCCAUAAUCCUUUCCUUGUCUCUACACUUCCUCAUCCUGUAUGUGGAGCCUCUACCGCUGAUCUUCCAGGUAACUCCACUGCAUUAUUCCCAAUGGAUUGUAGUCCUCAAGAUCUCAAUUCCUGUUAUCCUAUUGGAUGAGGCACUCAAGUAUAUCUCCCGCCACCACUUAGAAGUUUAACUUUCUCCUCUCAUCUUUAAAAAGGUGAAGAGGAGGAAAGGUACAGGAAGAGUCGGCAGCUGAAAUUCUAGGACAACUUCCUCCAGACACACAUGAACACACGCGCCCACCUGCCUAUUUCCUCUGAUCUUUUAAAGACUGCACCCCAUGCUCACACAUUCACACACACGUCAUCAGACUCCUCAUCAUCAGUCCUCUCGUGUCUCCGCUGCAUGUUCAGCCACCACUAAAACAAGCAGGGCUUGUAGUUUGUUAGUGUGUGUGUGUGUGUGUGUGUGUGUGUGUGUGUGUGUUUGUGUGUGCGUGUUUGUAAGAGAGCGAGACAUUAGGUCUGUGUGUGUGUGUUGUGUGCUAGCAUGUGCAUGGGCCUAAUUCAAUCAUGUCGAUUGUGUGACUGUUUUUCUUUAUCUUGCUUUUUAGCUUUUAAUACUUUCUGUACAUAGUAUAGCAGUUACUGGUGCACUUGAGGGAGAAGGGGGUUUGAGGUUAAACAUUUGUGUAUUACGGGUUAAAUUCACAGGGGGGCGAUGAAUCAUAAUUUGGCUAGACGGAAAUUGAAAAAGAGAGGAUGAAGAUGGUACCAUGGGCGACUUUUAACGUGUGAAUGUUUGUUUGGACAGAAUGGCCAGUUUCUUUAAGUGCUCAACUCCAGUUUCUCUUUUUCUCUCUCCUUUACAUACGGGGUUUCCACCUUCAGUACUGAGAGGUCCUUCUCUUAGCUAUACAUUUCCUUUUAGAUAACUGUUUACACAAGGCCAAACCUGGCAGCAGAUUUUUUUUAUUGCACUUGAAUGUGUAAUAGGCCCAGGAAUUAAUUUUAGCUGUAAAACUUUUUCUUAUUAUUUUCAUGUUGUAAACAAUAUUUAUAUUCUUUCAUUUGUAAACACAAAGUGAGCAUGUGAAUGGAUGUAUCCCAGAGUUCUCCUCCUCUGUCCUGUAGAGUGAACUCCAGUUGAACAACACUAGUAACUAUCUGCUGCAAGUAAAUCGAUCCAGACAUGGAGCAGCCUGUCAUAUGCUUUAAGUAUUAAAAUCAAUGGCAGGUUUUGAAUAUUCUGAAAGAGAAAAGGAGGAAAGAAAGGGAUUUGUUCAUUGACGUGAAGGGCAGACGAGGUCCACAGCAUUGCUUGUUUAACAUUAUCUGACUCACUCCUACACACAAACACAAACACAUUGCCCCCUCAUUACAGAGUGAAGGGCUCUCACUUGAAUGUACUUUCACUCGCUUCUUCCCUGUACCGUUGUAUCCUGGUAAAUCACAGUAAUCACAGCUGUUUAAGAUCUGCAGUCCUUAGCUGCACCUUUUCAUCCUUUAAUACUUGUAUGCUGCCAAAUGGCAUUUUUUCAUUUGCUCUUGUUUUUCGUCCUCCAUAUUCUACAUUUUGGUUGAGUUUGAAAUCGUCGUCAUCAUGAACACACAAACAUCCUUUACGCAGUGGGUCUUACAUGCUUGCCGUACAUGUCCGCAGAGGGAGGACUCUUUACCGCUAGUGCUUUUCUUGCAAUCUUGAUGAAUUCUGCUACUUUUUCUUUCUUUUUUUGUUUUUGUUUUUAAUAAAGUAAUAAUAAUGUAUUUGACUGAAAGAACCCAGGUGGUUUAGUUUGUCAGUUUUGCUGUUAAGGGUAUGAUAUGCCUUCAUUGAUCUGUUGGGAAAUGCUGGUGUGCUGUUUUCAGACAAAUUGGCAAACCAACUACGCCUGUGCCUGGUGUCAUUAUGCUUGCCGUGGUAAAACCGCAGUGUGAAGAGUCUUUGUCCGCUUGCUAGCUAUGAGCAUCCUUUCGCCACAGUCUAGAAUCAUCCGUUUUGCCAAUAAUAAAUGUGAGUGAUGUAAAUGCUAUUUAAAAGAGGCAAGCUCCCUGUCUCACACCUUUAGCUAUUCCAAUGGCAACGUAUUACCAUAUAUCUUUAGGGUCAGCGUACUGACACGAGGCAGCAAGGCCGCUCAUUUUCAUCACACUAGUAUCUGCGCCAAUAGAACGUGUUGGCUUGUACAGCCUUGCUAAUAACUACUGAUCUCUUGAACUCUGUACAGAAGAAAAACAUUGAAAUACCUGAUUGCAUGGAAACUUGUUACUGUAAUUAAUAACCUAUACAGUAUAUUUAAUUUUUUAAUAACGACUUAAAUGAAACAUCACCACCCGGAAGAAAACAGUCCAAAACUACUUCUUUUUUUUCUCUGCAUUCAAGUAACUGAAGAUGGAGAAUAUUUUGUAGAAUAGUAGAGUUUGUUACCGUUGCCGUUAUUGUUACCGUUUGUUUUUAAAGGUUGCAGGGGUUUCUGUGUCUUUUCAAUUUAGCUUAAGAGUUGUAAAAUAAAAAUAAGAAUUGUGCUAAUGAUAAUUUUUGGCAACUAUAAAUGGGUUUGAAUGUCCGAGGACUUGGGUUUUUCCUUUUUUGUCCGUUUUGUUUGUUUGACUGUUCUGGUAAAGGAACAUCGUGUGGUCCAGUCAUCAAUACUGGCUUAUGAAGGGCUUGGUGUGGGUACACGUGCCUCCAGAGAUAUAAAAUGUCUGUGUGUUAUGCAGAAAGUUGGACGUCCACUUUGUAAAUCUUUUUCAAUUCCAUUUACAAAUUCUUUUUGUUGGUGCUUCUGCUUCAUGCCGUUAUCAUCAAACAAUACUGAAUGUUUUCAUUCUGAAACGUACUUGAACUUACAAUCAAAAAAGCAAACAAAAGAUUGUGGUGACGUUUCCCUCCAUUCGCUCUCGAGCACAGUGGUCCUGAGAUGAUCCGUUCGUUGUGGACAGCUGUCUUGUCUUUCUGCCUGCGCACAAACCGGCUGGAGCUUUGCACCCACUACUGAGAAAGAAUUCUCUGUAAACGCCUUGGUAAUAUUAAUUGUGGAUACAUAAUUUUAUAUAUAUGAAAAGACAUGUCAAAUAAAGAUUAUUUAUCUUAUAAUUUA